Molecule: messenger RNA, 7077 nt
Organism: Cricetulus griseus (Chinese hamster)
Lineage: Eukaryota; Metazoa; Chordata; Mammalia; Rodentia; Cricetidae
Source: RefSeq, a predicted model, not a curated record
CUCUUUCCUCUGUGUUUGCAGUAUGAUGCUGUUCCCAUUCAGUCCAGUGUGGUGCUGUGUUCCUGUCCGUCACCAUCAAUGGUGAGGUCCCAGACUGAGUCCAGCUCAGCCCCUGGCAUUCCUAGUGGUGUUAGCAGGCAGGGACCCACCAUGGAUGGCACCACAGCUGAAGCCCGACCAAGUACCAACCCCUUGCAGCAGCACCCUGCCCAGCUGCCACCACAACCUCGAAAGAAACGGCCUGAAGACUUCAAGUUUGGGAAAAUUCUUGGAGAGGGCUCUUUUUCCACAGUUGUUCUGGCCCGAGAACUGGCUACUUCCAGAGAAUACGCUAUUAAAAUUCUGGAGAAACGUCAUAUUAUAAAAGAGAACAAAGUCCCGUAUGUAACUAGAGAGAGAGAUGUGAUGUCACGCCUGGAUCACCCAUUCUUUGUGAAACUUUACUUUACAUUUCAAGACGACGAAAAGUUGUAUUUUGGGCUUAGUUAUGCCAAAAAUGGAGAGUUACUCAAAUACAUCCGCAAAAUUGGUUCAUUUGAUGAGACCUGUACCCGGUUUUACACGGCUGAGAUUGUGUCUGCUUUAGAGUACUUGCACGGCAAGGGCAUCAUUCACAGAGACCUUAAACCAGAAAACAUUUUGUUAAAUGAAGACAUGCACAUCCAGAUUACAGAUUUUGGAACAGCAAAAGUGCUAUCCCCAGAGAGUAAACAAGCCAGGGCCAACUCAUUUGUAGGAACAGCACAGUAUGUUUCUCCAGAGCUGCUCACAGAGAAGUCGGCGUGUAAGAGUUCAGACCUUUGGGCUCUUGGAUGUAUAAUCUAUCAGCUUGUGGCAGGACUCCCACCGUUCAGAGCCGGAAAUGAAUAUCUUAUAUUUCAGAAGAUCAUUAAACUGGAAUAUGAUUUCCCAGAGAAAUUCUUUCCUAAGGCAAGAGAUCUUGUGGAAAAACUCUUGGUUUUAGAUGCCACAAAGCGUUUAGGCUGUGAAGAGAUGGAAGGGUACGAGCCUCUCAAAGCUCAUCCAUUCUUUGAAUCCAUCACAUGGGAGAAUCUGCACCAGCAGACACCUCCGAAGCUCACAGCUUACUUGCCAGCCAUGUCAGAGGAUGAUGAAGACUGCUAUGGCAACUAUGACAAUCUCCUGAGUCAGUUUGGCUGCAUGCAGGUGUCAUCCUCCUCCUCUUCCCACUCGCUGUCUGCGGUGGAUACCAGCCUGCCCCAGAGGUCGGGCAGCAACAUAGAGCAGUACAUCCAUGAUUUGGACACUAACUCAUUUGAACUAGACUUACAGUUUUCAGAAGAUGAGAAAAGAUUGUUAUUGGAAAAACAAGCCAGUGGAAACCCUUGGCACCAGUUUGUAGAAAAUAACCUAAUAUUAAAAAUGGGCCCAGUGGAUAAGCGAAAGGGUUUAUUUGCAAGACGACGGCAGUUAUUACUCACAGAAGGGCCACAUUUAUAUUAUGUUGAUCCUGUCAACAAAGUCUUGAAAGGUGAAAUUCCAUGGUCACAAGAACUCCGACCAGAGGCCAAGAAUUUUAAAACUUUCUUUGUCCACACGCCUAACAGGACGUAUUACCUGAUGGAUCCAAGUGGGAAUGCUCACAAAUGGUGCAGAAAGAUCCAGGAGGUUUGGAGGCAGCGGUACCAGAGCCAUCCAGAUGCUGCUGUGCAGUGACGCGGCCUGCGGCCGGGCUGCCUAUCGCUGCCAGGAUACCUGCCCCAGCGCGGCUCGGCCGCCACCCAGGACGCUUCCAGACCACCUGCCAGCCAUCUCAAGGAGAACAUGGAUGAUGGAAACCUUGCAGCUUUUUUAUUUAAAAGAAAAGAAAAAAAAGAACCCAGCCACACAAAGAACAAAACAAAUAACCAACAAACAGGAAUUCAGGGUCGCUUUGCUUGCUCUCUGUGCUUUGUGGUGGCUUCCAUGCACUGCUGUGGCCAUGGAGACCCAGCUCCUUGCAUGGUAGCCCAGUUUCUGCCCAGACCAGUGGCCACAUUUGGCAUCACCAGCCCCUCCUAGCAUCCACAGGAACUGCAUGCCUGCUUCUACCUUUCCCCACCUGAUAAACACAGCUCCUUUUGUGACUGAGGGACCGGGUGUAUCUGGCUCUCCUUCACCGGGGAGCCUCUUCACUCCUCUGCUGGGGUGGUCACCAGCUCACUGUGGGUACAGGGCUCUUAGCUUGUGUGUGUACUCCCUUCCUUGAGUCCCUUAUAUGGCCCUAGAGAUGUGGUCAGGUGUGUUUCCGAUGGCAGCAUUUCUGUGGUCCCUGCCUUACAGUAGGCAGGUUGUAUGGUGAGAAGUAUGCAGGCUGCUGUAGUUACAGGCUGCCCUCAUUGGGCUCUGCUCCGUCAUUCCACUUCCUAGAAGUUCAUCCAGGGAAUUAGACACCAAGCCCAAGCAUGUGUUCAGGAGUGGUGCCUGUCUGUUCAGGAGUCAUACCAGCGCCUAGAUAACACCAACUAGAUCAUUACCCGAUAUAGAAUCCUGUCUUGAACCAGGGCAUGCCUGGAGGUACCAUGGAGAAUCCAGCCUGGGCCACAGCUCCCAUGUGGAGGAGUGGGGUAGCAGGCCUUCCUGGAAGUUUCUGCAAAGGUUUAAAUGUGUAGGUCACAUGCCAAUGUGGCAGGAGCUGAGAAAUCCCAGGGUGUAUGCCAAUUUCCAGCGCAGCCUCACAUGUACCUGUUAGUGCUGUGGGUAAGUACUUCUCAGCUAGCUCAGUUUCUACAUCUCUGUUGAAAAUCUGAAAGCUUUCUCAUGUUGCCUGGUCACCUGGUACCAUAAAGCCAUGGACCUUGCCUGGAAAGAAUGUUACCACUGUCUGGCUCAUAGGAACAGCCCACCUAAACCUGAGCCUGCCUGUCCUGGAAUUCUUUCCAGUAUUGGGACGUUUCUCUGAUGCUGAGCUGGCAGUGCUUUGUUCUGUAACACAGAUGGUCUGAGAUAGUUCGGCACUCUUGCAGAAUGCUUCUGAGGGACUUAGUUGUACCUUUCUCUCUGACUAGGAUGUCCCUAAAGGGCGGCCCUUGGUCCCUAGUGGGGAAAAGUAGGCACCUGCCUUCAUAGACUGCUCACAGCAACACCUCUGACUCCCAUGUACCGAAGGCAGCAACAAUUUUGCCUUUUUUUGGUGUUGUUGUUUUUUGACUUUCACAAAGGCGCUCCAAAAAUGCCCACACCACAAUUACCCCAGUGCUGUCCACAGUGAGCACCUGUGGGCCAGGCCACCCAAACUGAGAGGGGAGAGAUUCUAUUCUCAAAUUUUAAUAAGAGGGUGGAGUGUAGAUGAGAAGCUUACCAUCAAGCUUUGGCAGGGAUGCUGGAUGGGAGCAGGGGUUUUCUUCAGACUUUGCUAGAUUGUGUGAUAAGUGUCAGGUGACCAAGGAGCAGGUGUCAGGACUUCACCUGCCCCCAGGACCCAGGGAACAGAUAGCCCAGAACACUGUCAGUCUGUGAGUGGAAGUCGGCACUCUUUCUCCUGGUUUUUGAAGAAUCUGUUAGCUUCACUUAGGUGUUUCCUCCUUAGAGUCCUGUUCUUGUUCAUGCCUUGUGGCUAUUUAGCCCUCAAGAAUGUCCUAUAACCUGCGUUUACUUGUGUAAAAAUGGCUUUCUGGCUGUCACAUGCAUACAGACACAGGGAAGGUAUCUCUGAGGACACUUAACUACAGGGGACCACAUGGGGCUGAGGUGUGGCUUGAAUUAGAACACCUGGCUGGCUUAUGGGAGAGUCCUCUGUUGUUUUCUCCCCUGGAGAGCAACACUACCUCCUGGGCUUUACCAAGUGCCAUCCUAACCUCCAAAAUCAGAGUUUAGCUGAGCUGGUAGGGGGUGGCCAUGAUGACUGCCCUAUGCUACAAUAGUUGAGCUCUUCCCAGCUCAUCUUUAUCCUUACUGCCCCCUUUUCCUUGAUUUUUUUUCCCUUAAAGAACCAUGUACAUUCUUUUCUUACCUGGACUUAGAUCAUUUUCGUUUUUUUCCAGUCAUCCCUAGAGCCAUCACCCAGUGUGCAGGUGCCUUACACUGUAGGACAGGAUGUGGGUGUCAGUGUGUGUGUGUGUGUGUGUGUGUGUGUGUGUGUGUGUGUGCGUGUGUGUGGGAGAGAGAGAGAGAGAGAGAGAGAGAGAGAGGAGACAGUAAAUAGGGGAUCUAGCUAAGGAGAGAAGGAAAUGCCCCAUUAGUAGCUCCAGAAGUCAUGUGCCCUAAGAAUGGCAAGAUGUCCUCUGGCUUCUCUUACCUAGGACUGUACCUCACAGGGCGGUGUCACAUGAAGCUGAGCUGGAAUGGGUCAUUUCCACCUGUUUUUCUGCACUCUGGUUGGGCAGUGGGCUGUAGUUGUCUAGGUACUCUAGAGAGUGGCACCAUGGCUCAGCCAUCAUUCUAAGCUCUAUCCUGGUUGAUUCAGUAGAAACCACUUUGAGAAAGAUGGCUUGUAUUAGGCUGGUAGAAACUUCACCUGCUGCAGCCCUCUUUGGGCCACCCUAGUGUUUAUAAUCUAUGCUUGAGGUAACCUUGCAGAUAUUCAAGUGUGGCACAGAUUCCCAGUGCCAGCAAGGAGGCAGGUAAUUGUGUACUUUCUUAAAAGUAGUAUCUGUUUUGUGAAAGUAAAAGAAAAGAAAGGCCCACCAUUCAGAGACCACUGUGAGCAUUUUAAUGUAGAUCCUGCUCUUCCCUCCCCAGCUUUUUGUUGCUAUUGUCAGUUGUCCCAGUGCUGGGAAUUGAAUCAGGGCAUUCAGGAAUGCUAAGCAAGUGCUCUACCACUGAGCUACAUCCUUAGCCCUUGUUUGCUUUUUAAAUCAAACUGGGAGCAUACAGCAUACAUCAUUUUGUAUCCAGCCUUUUCACUUGACAUUUUUUACCCUAAGCAUUUCUCCAUACCAUGAGCAGUUCUUCAAAAGCAUGUUUUUAAUAAUUGUGGACUCAAAUGGUUGUAAAUUUACAAGUUAUCCAACUGUUUCCCUGUUAAACAUUCAGAUGGUUUUGGGGUUUUCUGUUUGUUUUUUGCUAUUUAAAUAAUGCUGUGGUGAAUAUACUUAUCUGUCUUUGAUUUUUACUCUGAUUUUUUCUCUCCCUCACAUGCCUGCAAGUGGUAUUUUUUUGGGUCAAAGAAUUUGUUCAUUUUGAAGUUGCUCCUCCUCCUCGGUCUGAUCUUUGAUGCUCUGAGUCCCAUUAACACGUCCUUUCUCAUGUCCUACAGACUUUUGAUCACAAUUUCUGCUAAGCUGUGUAUUCCCAAGAAAGUUUGACUAUGACCGCUCUUUUUUUUUUUUUUAAUACUCAAAUUUCAUUACUGCAGAUCCAUUUGAGACAGAUUUUUCCAUAAGCCAGUUUCUUCAUUUUCAGUGCAAGAAUCUGGUCAUUCAUGUUACUUCUCUUCCAUCUUUGCUGCUAUGGCUUCCAAGUGCUUGGUGAUGUUUUCAGAAUCUUGUACUUCGUGUCCACAAUGGUACUGAAUCUGCUUCUGCAUAGUCAGCAGAGAUAAAGUGUUAAACUGACAAUGCCACAUGCUUAAUGGGUAAUCAUAAUUAAGUUUAUAGACUCAGAAAGUGCAUUUGGGCCAUUUUGGGAUCAGUUGUAAAGCAGAGUAGCAAAGCUCUAAUCGAAAAAGAAACCAUGUAGAUGAUUGGGUUUUAUAAAAGUAUAGUUGUGUCCUUGUUCCACCCCUCAGGUUAGCAGUUCAGGACAGCACAGUGACCAGGCUUUUUCAUUGCAGAGGAUGGGUAUCCAAGCUGAUGUUUAUGUAAACCUUUCUGUGUGCUACAGGUAAUUAUGGUCUUCUACUACAGCCCACCUAACCACAUUGGGUUGUAUCUUUGUGUUGGGUGGGGCCUGUUGAUUCUAUUUAGAAAUAUACAGCAGAGUAUUUUUGGGCACCACACUCAGUGUUACUCAAUUCUACCAGAGCCUAGGGCUCAAGAAAUCAGCUACCUGCUUUUUGAUGCCUCAAGGCUUCUCCCUACUGCGCCACAGACCCAAGGUGCUCAUGUCUGAGACUUGGAAGGCUGUAGCAGCUCUGAGUGAGGAUACCAUGUUCCAAGAGAUGCUGCUGUACACCUUCUCCAUUCUGUUGUUUUAUUGCAAAACCCAACAUAAACUGACUCCAGUGGGUGUAGCACCUCUUAGGUAGAAUGUAUGACAAGGACCCUGGCAGAUGAGACAGGGCUGGGACCACUCUCAGAGCCUCUGAAGAUAACUGGCUUCUGGCCUAAUACCUAAGGGUUAUAAAUCAGAAUGCUUGUGGAAAAGUGGCCUAGGAAGGAAGCUGUUUUUGUCAAAGCACCUUUCCAGUGAUGAGCAAAUGAAUUAACCGAUGUGAAUACCUGAAAUUCCCCUGUAAUUCUUUACUUCCAUAUGAAGAAUUCAAACUGUACAGGUUUUACAAAAGGCAAAUUUUCCCUUCCUCAUGUAGUCCACCCUAGUUUAAUCAUCUGGGUUAAUGACUACAAGUGAGUCAUUGUGCAGGUGAAAGCCUCCAUUAUGACCACAGUUUCAUUGGACAUUGGCAAAUUAAAAUGUUACAGUAUUUAGAGCUGCUUCGGCUGUUCCUUAGCCACAUACAGUAGGAUGAAUCAAUAGUCUAUUGCUGUCAUUCAGGUUGGUGGCAGUCAGUUAGAACAUGUGUAAUAUUCUCUACCUGGUCUGUAGCUGUAACUGUGAUGUACAGGCAAAGCAAAAUUAAAAAUACUUAUGAAAACAGAUAAUGCAAUGAUACUAGGAUAUACACUUUUGUAUUUUUAUUCUUAUAUAAGGUUAUUUGCUGGCUAUUGUCGGCCUCUAGUUCAGUCUGUUAUUUAAAUUCUAAUAUAUGAAUUAUUUGGAUUGGAUUCAUGUUUGGGGCCACGUUGUUGUAUGUAUUGAUGUACAGCCUUGAAUGUGAAUAAUUAUUGUAAACUAUAUUUUACAACUUUUUUCCUGGCUUUAUUAUAUAAAUUUUCUAUUUGGUCAUGGUUUAAUCAUAUAAUUUAAUGAAAAAAAUCUUUCUCUUUUUUUCAAAUAUCUGUGCUUUAGAUGUAAUUACCGGAUGAUGGAUUUUCCUCGUAUGCUCGGUAGUCUUGUAAUAAAAGCAUGUAGAGUGAA